ACGAGGCAUAUUCUUCCGGGUUAUUUUGUCAUGCCAUGUGUUGUGGUAUGUGAGCUCAAGCGCUAGUUCUGUUUAUAUCAAAAUGAGUUCUCAAAAAGGCAACGCAUCUCGCUCACGAGGACAGAAGCACCAAAACACGACUGCUUACAAGAACGACAAAUAUGGAGCAAGUGUUCAAGUGAAGAUAGCAAACUCAAAGGUCCACAACGGAUUGUGCCAACGCUGCAAGGAAGUUAUUGAGUGGAAAGUCAAGUACAACAAAUACAAAUCCCUCACCCAACCUCGAACAUGUGUGAAAUGUUCUCAGAAGACCGUGAAGGAUGCGUAUCACGUCAUUUGUAAACCCUGUGCCCUGAAGCUGGAGCUUUGUGCCAAGUGUGGGAAGAAAGAGGACAUCGUCAUUCCGGUUAACACAAAGGAGGAAGAGGAGGAAGACCCCAAUCAAAAGAAGACCGGACGCACUCGGAGGAAGAAGGACUUAGAUGAGUUUGACAAUGACAAUGACUUUGGCGAUUUGAGCAGUGACUAUGAGGACUUUCCCAGUGACUCGGGUCUUGAGAAGGCAGGAGGCAAGGUCCCUAUCCCUGACGUGGCACUUGUUAGUUUCAAAGACUAAAGACAGCUAAACCAAGAUCACCCUAACUGUACCUCUCCUGUAUUCAUUGAAAUGGAUUAAUAUACUUAUCCUCUGUGAUUAUACAUACUUUUGCAUAGAAGCCUCCACAGUAGAUUUCACCACUCUAAAAUACAAUAGCCUACUUAUAUUUGGUGUUGGGACAUUUAAAUGGACAAGCCCACUUUCAAUUAACUGUUUUAUAAUAAAUCCUAUGAGACAUCAAUUUUGUUCUGUUUUGAUAGCUUUAAGGAAGCGUUAUCCUGUCGUGUUUGAAGGACAAUUGACAAGCAUUACUGUGAAUAAAUUCAUUAUAGUGA
Coregonus clupeaformis (lake whitefish) is the source of this 933-nucleotide messenger RNA. RefSeq lists its product as uncharacterized. The transcript has 4 exons. The coding region runs from base 83 to 616 and encodes 177 amino acids. The record is from RefSeq and is a predicted model, not a curated record. NCBI's taxonomy places the organism in Eukaryota, Metazoa, Chordata, Actinopteri, Salmoniformes, Salmonidae.